This is a messenger RNA of Durio zibethinus, 2101 nucleotides long. RefSeq lists its product as uncharacterized. Lineage: Eukaryota; Viridiplantae; Streptophyta; Magnoliopsida; Malvales; Malvaceae. The record is from RefSeq and is a predicted model, not a curated record.
UUCGAUUUUCUUACCACUCAAAAAAAAAAAAAAAAAAAAACCGUCGUCACCGGCGGCAGCGAACAUUCUCCCGCGGUGACUUGGCUUCCUAGUCCACCAAUCAAAGUUCACAGCUGGAAAGAGACUCGAAUGCCAGGGAGUUAGUAAUUAACUGAAUUAUAAUGAAUUGAAGGAGUCUUUCUGGUUGUUAUUAUUAUGGGCCUUGACUCUGAGCCUAAAGACAAGUCGAAAACAAUGAUGGAAGUGGUUUCGAGUAAUAACGAAAAUGGAAACUUGCCUCAUGAUUCGAAAGAUAAGUUUAUGCAUUGUGUGAGUAAUUGCGAGGACCACAACUUUGGUGAAGAAACUUUGUAUGGAGUAGGACAAGCAAAGAUAUCCCAAGGAAACGAGGAUAUGGAGAUUAACAUAACUGAAUGCACAAAUUCUGUUGUGGAUAGGUUGGCUGUAGUUGAAUGUCAGGAUGCCACCGAGAAUUCAAGUUCUUUUGGUGGGACGGUGUCAGGGGGUGAGAAUGAUUCGGCGAUAAGUGAUGCUGAAGCUCAAUCAGCAUUAUGUGGUGUCAGUCCAUUGGGAUCAGCGUUUGAUGGAUUGUUUCAAAUGAGGAAGAGAAAGUUGACAGAUCAUUGGAGGAGGUUUAUACAUCCCCUUAUGUGGCGGUGUAAAUGGUUAGAGCUGCAGCUUAAGGAAUUUAAGUCUCAGGCAUUGACGUAUGAUAAAGAACUUGCAGAAUAUGAUCAGAGAAAGAAGUUUGAAUAUGAGAAGUUCACAUUGGAAGGGGUUGACGUGAAGUCAAAACCUUUUUCUUGUCAAAUUCAGAGAAAAAAAGCAAUGAAGAGGAGGAAAAGAAAGCGAGUUGAAGAUACUGCUGAUUUAGCAUCUUAUAUGUCACAUCAUAGCCUCUUCUCAUUUUAUGAGAGUAAGAAAUCUAUUGUUGCUACUGCUGCUCUGGAUGAUGAUAAUGGUAAUUUAGGAAACAAAACAGUCAACAGCAAUGAUGACUUUGGGUUUAAUGAUGGAUUGUCAAGUCUUGAAUUCAGGGAUGGUGAUACUUGGUCUGAACAGAUCCUUAAAAAGAUUGAUCUGGUUCAAUCACAAGUUUGCAAACUAAAGACCCGAGUUGACAAGGUGGUGAAUGAAAGUCCUCGAAAGUUCGCUUCCAUUAAUGCAUUAACUGGUUCUAGAAAUCGUGCUUCUCCAUCUGAGAGUGGAGAUAGAAUCCCAGUUAAAUCUCAAUGUGCCUCAUCCCAGCAUCUAUCUGAGGGUAACAUGGGAGAUUUUUUUAUGCCUGGAAGUGCAGUUUCAAGUCAUGGAGAGGUGAUGCCUUUUCCUGAUAUUAUUGAGGGCACAGGUCAGCAUCUUGCUGGGAUUUCUUAUGAAAAUACCGAGGAUGAUGUUUUGAUACAUAACCAGGCUGCCAAGGAAGAGUUGUUUAAUUUUCGAAGUGGUUUAACUCAGCAGUCAGAGGAGCCGCAGAUACCAAUUGAAAAGCCUAAGCCUGUUUCUACUGUUCUUGCCCCAGGAGAUGACCUCCCUACAAACCCUUCUGUUCAACUAAAUGUGAAAUUAUCUUCAACUUCCAAGUCAAAGCGCCCUAACAACAAAAGGAAGAGAGGGAAACGAAAAUCAGACACAAGUAGGUGGAAGAGAUUAUCAGGAUGAUCUGUACGUGCACUUCUCGCCCUGAUGGGAACAUUGUCGUUCAGUUUAGAUGAUGUGCGGUCUCUGACUACAAAGUCAUCAAACGAAGUGCUGUCUUUAAGUUACGUGGGUGUUUUCCUAACCCUUUUGGUUAGUAAAUUAUCCUCAAAUGAAGCCCCUGGCCAAAAAACCAGCAACAUUCGAAGUAAAUUGCCCUGCUACAAAGAGUCUUCGCAGUUAAGCGAAAACCAUUAGAUUUAUCCAAGCAAUGCACUUAUAUUUUUGUAAGACAAGAAAAGCUCUCUUGUCCAAUAUUUGACUUCUUGGGAUAACAGUAUGCAUAUAUGCAUGCUAUUGCUAAUGAUGCUAAUUGACAUUAGCUUUGUAAAUUACAAUUUUGUAUAAAACCUACGACAUCUUUUUUAUAUUGCUGUGUGAGGUUGACUGAGGCAAGCUUGAGAUC